AUGUUGUCUUGGUUAUCAAAUGUGUGUUGUUGCAAGGCAUCGUCAGCCGUAAUCCCUAUGAAGGAAUCCGAUGUUCCUGAAGUUGUGAAAAUUCUUCCCAUCAAAGAUGCGGAAGGGAACCCGAGGAACAAGAUCGCCCUGAAACCCGGGCAUUCGUUGAUGGACUGGGUCAAGCUGACGAAUUCAGGGAAAAAUUUGGCCGGAGUUGAUAAGUUUAUGAAUGUCAGCCAUGAGGAAUUGGCGAAACAUGCUAGUCCGAAUGAUGUAUGGGUCGCAUUACGUGGAAACAUUUACAAUGUUACGCACUACAUGGAUUUUCAUCCUGGAGGAUGCGAGGAACUAAUGCGUGGUGCUGGAAAAGAUUGUACUGAUUUGUUCGAUGAGGUGCAUCGAUGGGUCAACUACGAAAGUAUGUUGAAGAAAUGCAUUGUGGGGAAACUGAAACCCUCGGUGGACAAUCUGAGCUCGGGAGCUUUCGACUUGAACCAGAAGUUGCGCCAAGACCUCGCGGGAACCUUUCGACCCCCGAAAUUGAAAACUACCGAUUCUUCGGAAAUCCGUAACAUCUCGUUCGAUUGGCACGAAUCCCCAGGCACUGUGGAAAUCAGUAUUUUCACGAAAGUAUCCGGAAACCGGUUAACGAAGGGCCACGUGAUCGUAGACAACGAUGGAAAAAGUCUCGACGUGUUCGUUUACACCCCGUCAAAGGCGAGGAACCGGUCUUUGCAUCGACUCCGAGUGAAACUUAGAGACAAUGUGGAAAGGAAAAGCACUGUGAACGUGUCAUCGUCGUCGGGAAAGGUUACGUUGUUUUUCAAGAAGAUCGUUAGAGACCACUGGGGUACGAUCGGUGAUGCGAAGUUGGAGUCUCCGUGUGUUGAUAAACCUGAGCAGUGUUUUAGAACUGCGACUUUGGAAAAGGUUACCGGUGUUACGCAUGAUAUGAAAGUGUUCGAAUUUGUUUUGCCGCCGGGAUGUUUCCUCGCCCCGCCUCUUGGGCACCACGUUUUCCUGAAAACUGAUGUUCUUGGAAUGAGUGUCGUGAAAGCGUAUACGCCGAUUUUGGAGAACGUGAACGACAUGGAAAGUGAUGCGAGGUUGCUUUGCGGGUCCAAGUUGCACUUGAUGAUCAAAAUUUAUCCUGAUGGUGCUUUGACCCCUUCUUUGGAUAACUUGAAGCCUGGACAAAGAAUCGAGGUUUCCAAUCAUGACGGGAAUUUCGAACCGGAGUCCUUUUGGGCCGCAGAAAAUAUCGCUUUCAUCGCAGCUGGAUCCGGUAUUUCUCCCAUGAUCCGACUUCUCGCAGAACUUUUCGCCGGAAAGGAGGACCUGGGGAAAAAGAAAAACUCUAUUCGGCUCUUGGCCUGUAACAAAACUGAAGCCGACAUUCCUUGGGCGGAUGUGAUCGAAGAGUGGACAGAAGCUUAUGAUAAUUUUUCAGUGAAGCAUGUGUUGAGCCGACCGGAUGCAGAUUGGCAAGGCCCCAAAGGCCGAAUCAAUGAAGAAAUUCUGAAAGGUUUCCUAGUCGAGUGGGACGAGGCGAAUGAUCGCAGUGUCCUGAUUUGCGUUUGCGGGUCAAGUGCCUUCAACGACGUUGUACGAAAAAUGUUGCUGAACAUCGGGUUCAAGGCCGGUGAGCUGUUCUUAUUUGACGGAUGAAGUCGUUGCGUUCGAUAGCCAAGAGACCUUGAUCUUAAAAUAUGUUUUAGUUUACAGGAGAUGAUUUUU
Messenger RNA from Notodromas monacha, 1728 nucleotides. The record is from the annotation of a GenBank genome assembly. NCBI's taxonomy places the organism in Eukaryota, Metazoa, Arthropoda, Ostracoda, Podocopida, Cyprididae.